Danaus chrysippus (African queen) is the source of this 1998-nucleotide messenger RNA. NCBI's taxonomy places the organism in Eukaryota, Metazoa, Arthropoda, Insecta, Lepidoptera, Nymphalidae. The record is from the annotation of a GenBank genome assembly.
AUGUCAGAAAAAGAAGCAGCUCGUUUUGAAGAAGCAGAAAGAAAAAGAAUAGUUAUUAUAACAAUCACAGCAAUAAUAUGUUUCAUAGUUGGAUAUAUUGUACGGAAUUAUACGAUCCUAGUGGGAUUAAUAUGUGUUUUGAAUAUAUACCUUAUAACUGGAAACAGAUAUCAAUGGCUGUACAUUUGGAAGAAAACAUUCUACAGGGAUAUGCUUGGUCUCCGCGUACUUCUAGUAACGAUGUUCACAAUAUGGUUGUGGGAACGAAGAGGUGUUACUGUGGUCAGCAGAUGGAAUAAGAUUUCACAAAAAAACCCUGACAAGAAAGCAUUCGUUAUGGGAAACCGAUCUUUGACUUUUCGAGAGGGCGAUCAAUUGAGUAAUCGUAUGGCUUGGUAUUUCAAACGGCAAGGUUUUAAAACGGGAGAAGUUGUAGCGUUGUUCAUGGAAACGCAACCUGAGUAUGUGUUUCUGUGGCUAGGAUUGGCCAAACUUAGGAUAACCACAGCUCUAGUGAAUACAAAUCUACGCGGGGAUCAAUUGAUACAUUGUUUAAAAAUUGCGAAAUGUAAGGCAGUUAUAUUUGGGGAUGAAAUGAUUGACGCGAUCAAAGCGAUUCAAAGUCAAAUACCAGAUAUCCCCCUUUACCAAUUCAAUGCAGUUGAACGACCAACAGCGCCAAUAGUGAACGAUGCAACGUUUUUGAACGCUGAGUUAAACGAGAUGUCUUCUGAUUCAUUUACUGAUAUAGAACCAGCAAAACCAAGAGACACUUUGUUAUAUAUUUACACAAGUGGAACAACAGGUUUUCCGAAAGCCGCAAUUAUUACUAAUAUAAGAUAUCUUCUCAUACCGCUAGGCGUUCAUACAUCUGGUCGACUAACAUCUUCCGACGUAGUCUACGAUCCUUUACCCUUGCAUCAUACAGCUGGUGGAGUGCUAGGUGCGGGACAGUGCCUUAUCCUGGGUUGUACUGUGGUACUAAGGAAGAAGUUCUCCGCCAGUAACUAUUGGAUAGAUGCUGCAAAGCAUGGCUGUACGGCUGCUCAAUACAUCGGUGAAAUCUGUCGUUACUUACUGUCAGUACCACCGAGCCCACACGACCGUGCUCACAGCGUGCGUGUCUUGAUUGGAAACGGAUUGAGACCGCAAAUUUGGCAGGAAUUCAUUGACAGAUUUGCUAUCAAACAGGUCUUGGAAUUUUAUGGUGCUACUGAAGGCAACAGUAAUUUAAUUAACUUAGAUUCCAAAAUAGGUGCCAUUGGAUUUUUAAGUCGUCUCGUAUCAUCUAUAUACCCCUUGAAUUUGGUUAAAUGCGACGAACUGACUGGUGAGAUUUUAAGGGACAAAAAUGGGAGAUGUAUCAACUGUGGACCGUUUGAGCCAGGAUUAUUGUUGGGCAAAAUCGAUCCUAAGAAGGCUAUUUUAACGUUCGCUGGAUACGCUGAUAAAACUGCGUCAGAAAAAAAGAUGGUCAGAAAUGUUAGAGUUGAAGGAGAUUGUUACUUUAAUACGGGAGAUAUUCUUGUCAUGGAUCAUUAUGGCUAUUUUUACUUUAAAGACAGAACUGGCGAUACAUUUAGAUGGCGGGGUGAAAAUGUUUCAACUGCAGAAGUAGAAGCUGUUAUAAGUAAUUUAAUAGGACUAAAAGAUGCAGUAGUUUACGGUGUUAGUAUACCAAACGUCGAGGGUAAAGCGGGAAUGGUGGCAAUCGCAGAUCCGGAGAAAAAGUUAGAUGUUACAUCACUUGCUCAAGGCGUUAAUACCUCACUCCCGGCCUACGCCAGGCCCUUAUUUGUCAGAAUCUUACCAGAAACUCCUCUCACAGCUACAUUCAAAUUAAAAAAGAAAACUUUAAUGGAUGAAGGGUUUAAUAUAAAUUUAUACAAUGACCCAGUAUACUUUUUAGACCAAAAAUUGGGUUCAUAUAUUCCUGUAACCCAACAAGUAUAUGAUGAUUUGAUAAAAGGUGUCAUAAGGCUUAAUAGAGAAAUAUGA